Messenger RNA from Ictidomys tridecemlineatus (thirteen-lined ground squirrel), 1517 nucleotides. It is a transcript of the gene Ctbs, whose product is annotated as chitobiase. Gene Ontology annotation, molecular function: chitin binding; chitinase activity. Gene Ontology annotation, biological process: chitin catabolic process; oligosaccharide catabolic process. The record is from RefSeq and is a predicted model, not a curated record. Lineage: Eukaryota; Metazoa; Chordata; Mammalia; Rodentia; Sciuridae.
GCUCAGCCACCCGCGCGCUAGGCGUGCCUGCAGGACGCCGGCAGGCUGCGGGGACGUUCCCGGCCCCGCGCCAGCGGCUUUCAUAGGGCCGCGGCCGGGCACCGUCCCAAAGCCGGUAGUCGAGUGCCGACCCAGCUCCGCGCCUGGCAGGCCGCGCUCCCCAGCUGGUAUGUCGUGGCCCCAGCUCCGGCGCCCGCGCCUCCUCGCUCGCGCGCCUCGCGGCGACCCGAGGCUUGCUCUGCUGCUCUUGUUGGCGCUGGCGCCGCUGCUCGCGGCGGGGACCCACUGCCCGUGCUCGGAGCCCGAGCUCUGCAGCCCGAUCCAACACCGCCCGGACUUUGAGGUAUUUGUAUUUGAUAUUGGAGGGAAAACUUGGAAAUCUUAUGACUGGUCACAGAUUACAACUGUGGCAGUUUUUGGAAAAUAUGACCCAGAACUUAUAUGCUAUGCUCAUUCAAAAGGAGCCAGAGUAGUUCUGAAAGGAGAUGUAUCCAUAAAGGAUAUCAUUGAUCCUACUUUCAGAACAUCCUGGAUAGCUCAAAAACUGGAUUUGGCCAAAACACAAUAUAUGGAUGGAAUUAAUAUAGAUAUAGAGCAAGAAGUUACUUGUUUAUCACCUGAAUAUGAUGCAUUAACAGCAUUAGUCAAAGAAACCACAAACUCUUUCCAUCGUGAGAUUGAGGGAUCACAGGUAACCUUUGAUGUAGCUUGGUCUCCAAAAAACAUAGACAGAAGGUGUUAUAAUUACACUGGAAUUGCAGAUGCUUGUGACUUUCUGUUCGUGAUGUCUUAUGAUGAACAAAGUCAGAUCUGGUCAGAAUGUAUUGCAGCAGCCAAUGCUCCCUAUAAUCAGACAGUAACCGGGUAUAGAGACUAUAUCAAGAUGGGCAUUAACCCUAAAAAACUUGUGAUGGGUAUUCCUUGGUAUGGUUAUGAUUAUACCUGCCUGAAUCUUUCUGAGGAUCAUGUUUGUACCAUUGCAAAAGUCCCUUUCCAGGGCGCUCCUUGUAGUGAUGCUGCAGGACAUCAGGUGCCCUAUAAAACGAUCAUGAAGCAAAUAAAUAGUUCUAUUUCUGGAAGCCAAUGGAAUAAAGAACAGAUGGCUCCUUAUUAUAACUACAAAGAUCCUGCUGGAUAUUUUCAUCAAGUGUGGUAUGAUAACCCUCAGAGCAUUUCUCUGAAGGCAGCAUAUAUACAAAACUAUGGUUUACUGGGCAUCGGCAUGUGGAAUGCAAACUGUCUUGACUAUUCAAAAGAUGCUGUAGCCAAACAGCAAACUGAAGAAAUGUGGAAAGUCUUAAAGCCAAAGCUGUGACAGAGAAAAACAUCUUGUUAAACUCUGAAGAUUUAAAAAUUAUCUGUAUAAAUAGAUCUGUUUCCUGAAGAGAUUAAAAAAUACAUGCAUUUUUGUUAUGUUGCUAUAUAUUUAGUUACUAAAUACUGAAAAAAAAAACAGAUAAAGAAUAAAGAAAUGGUUUGAUGGAAUUUGAAAAAGAAAGAAAUAAAAAUCUUAAAUA